AUGCAUUCGUCCAUCAUCACCCUAGAAGAAGAAGAAGAAAACGGAGAGGAGGAGAAGAAGAAGAAGACGAAGAAGAAGCCGCAUCACAGUCAUCAUCUUCCGAAGACCAAACAAGAAGAAGGCGAGCCAGCCGAAGACGUCGGCUCGAUCUCGUCCGCCACGCUGUUGCUGCUCGACUCCACGUGGAUGAUGCCCUCCUCGACGAACCAACCGCAGAUAUCCGAGAUCAGCGGCAGCGAGUGUGCCGCGUGCGCCCAGCCUAUUCUUGACAGGUAUCCUUUCGCACGUUUUCCCCGCGACACCACCACUAACUACUUAUGAUUAUUUUCCGUUUAGCCACUCGGGCACUUGGCACGAGCCCGCGCCUAAUUGAAUUUCCAAUGUCAUUCCACAUUUUCACACUCACGCACACACCUCUUGCCACUUCCAGAUAUGUCUUCACAGUGCUCGGAAAGUGCUGGCAUCAGUCGUGUUUGCGGUGCUGCGACUGUCGAGCGCCGAUGACGAUGACCUGCUUCAGUCGCGACGGACUCAUUCUGUGCAAAAAUGAUUUCUCCAGGUGAGAUCUCGUAAAAUGUGCUCAAUUACAUGGAGCGUUCGAAUUCAUUUGAUUUCCCCAAACUUCUGGGCAGCCAUUACUAUGAGAAAGCGAACAUUUUCACACGAUGUUAUUCCCCAACUGAGAGUGUGACAAUCCCGUAGAAAAUUCGUAGAUUACAAAACCCGUGGAGUCAAAUCCCGUAGAAAAAUGUCAAAUUCCGUAGAAAUGGGCGGGACCUAAUGCGAGGUACGCGCACACUGUUUUGAUUCAUUUUUGAUUGCCUUUUUUGCCCCUUUAGUAACUAUUAAUUUGAGACAUGGAAAUUUGACAAAACGAUUAAAAAACGCCGUGAGGAGUCCAAUAUUCUGAGUUUUCUGCAUUUUGGCGUAUCUGUGUUUGCGUACUUAGUUCUACGGGUUUCGACAUUUUUGUACGCGAUUGUCACACGCUCCCUCAACUCUUUCAGGCGGUACGGUCAACGGUGUGCCGGAUGCGAUGGGAACCUGGAAAAAGAAGAUCUGGUGCGGAGAGCGCGCGACAAAGUAUUCCACAUUCGAUGCUUUCAAUGCUCAAUUUGUCAGCGACUAUUGGACACUGGCGAUCAGGUGAGCCCGCGACCCUGCUGCUGUUAAUUUCCGGAAUGUUUCUCACACCUUUUCCGAAUGGAAAACAGGCCAAUCACACCGCUCUCUUCGUUUUGGAGCCUGCCACGGACAUGUGCUCGUGGCCGUCACUUGCACCUGCUCUCGGGAGCUCGUGGCUCGCUUCACGCCUACUUGCCAUUCAAAAUGUUUUGUGCGCGCAUGGAUACCGACUAUAGCUGUCAAGUGACCGUUUCAAUGCGACAAGUGGUCCCUAUGAUAUGUUCUGAGCGGCGAGAAAUUUUGUGCUCUUGAAACUUGAGAUGUCUUUGUUGUAAGAUUUCUCCGAAUUCCGCGCAGAUUUAGUCAGAAUUGGGUCGGAACUCAGUCUUAAUUAAUAGAAGCGCUUUGAUCUGCGAGCAACUCUUGUUGGCAAAUGUGAAUUGGCACCAACCGGUAGAUGUUAUCUCCUAACCCUUCAGCUUCUCCUUCUCCUUCUUCUUUUCCUUAUCCGUAUUUGAGCCCACCUCUCUCUUCUUGCAAUUCCCCUAGGAUCUGUCCGUGUUGUCACUCGGCAAUCAUCGUCCCAGACCCCCUCUCCCCUAACCUAACCUAUUAUACUUUAUAAUUGGUUUACGCGAGGACCCACGAGCCAACGAGCUCUCCCCGCAGAACCAUCUCGGCACAAAAAUGUUAUGAACGUGCUCGGGAACAGCGAGGCGCGAUUCCCACGCAUGUUAUUGUUUUUGCAGCUCUACAUCAUGGAAGGCAAUCGAUUCGUGUGUCAAAGCGAUUUCCAGACGGCAACGAAGACGUCGACGCCGACUUCGAUGCACAGACCGGGUACGCGGGGGAAAAGAGAAGACAUCAGGCCUAAUCCGGGGGCUUCAAAACAUAUUUAGGAUGAGCCAUGUGUUGUUCUUGUUUGAAUAGUUUUACGAUGAUAGGUAUACCCGCGCGGGGGGCACACAUCUGUCAGCAUCAUUCCUUCCGGCCACUUCUUUGUGUUCGAAUUACCGCACAGAAAAGGAAUGGAAGGGAAGGGAUGGGGCGGAUAAUCUCGUUGCGGACACUGGUAUUAGGAAAUGAUGAGGAGGGGAGGGGUGUGUGUACAGAACAGAACAGAGCAAAGACGGAUGGGCUUGUGGUUACAGUAUCCAACGGAUCCGAGUGCAAUUCCGACAUUGAGGAGGACAAUGUCGAUGCCUGCGAUGAGGUUCCUUCCGAGCUCUUCAGGAUCUGAUCUGAUCGCAAAACUUUCAGACGGGCCUCGACGACGUGGAAGGUGAUUGCGGGAAGGAUAACUCUGACGAUUCGAAUUCUGCAAAACGAAGAGGUCCCCGAACGACGAUCAAAGCUAAGCAGGUCUGCCGAAGCACCUCAUUUUCUUACAAAUUCCUCAUUUUCAGCUAGAAACUCUGAAAAACGCGUUCGCCGCCACGCCGAAACCAACGCGACACAUCCGGGAACAACUUGCCGCCGAGACGGGCCUCAACAUGAGAGUCAUUCAGGUUCCGUCCUUUUCUAUUUUUUUUGUCUUCCCAAGAAAACGUCUGUGCGUGCCUGCAUCUCUCCAAACGCCCCGCUCUCUCGUCAUUUCUCAUUUCCCGCUUUAAUUCACCUGCUAGCGUCGGAAAACGAAGAAAAGAAGGGACCGCCCUCCCCUCUCUCGGCCACACAAAUUCAAUUACCGUAGUCCUUGACGCAGAGAAGAAAUGGGAGUUAGGGGAGGGGGAUUACGGUAGAAGGGAGGAUGUUCAGUAUUGUUUUCGAGGGAGGAUUUCAUAUAGUUAUGGGACUGAUAGAGUGAUAACAGGAAACCGAAAGGAAAUUGCUUUUAGUCAUUUUAUUCAAUUGGAAUUGGUCAGGAGAGAAUUGAGCGGGGAGAAACGGAAAAGGGAGCGAAAAGCCCGAUGCACGAUUGAGAGCAGCAUUUAAUUUCCCUUUAAGUGUUAUCUAGAUUAGAAGGAAAGAGAAGGCACGAGCACUUUUUUGCAACUCGACCUCAAAAUGACCCCCGAACCGAGCCGUUUGCAGGUGUGGUUUCAAAAUCGUCGGAGCAAGGAACGUCGGAUGAAGCAGCUGAGAUACGGUGGCUACCGUCAAUCAAGAAGACAACGACGCGACGACAUCGUCGACAUGUUCCCAAACGGUGAGACAUCCCGUGCCCGUUAAUCCCCAAGGGGGGAUAAAUUCUCCGAUUGCGCAACACCAAUUAUCAAGGGCGCAUGCUCGCGCUGGAAAACAGGCGUAAAGCAGGUGUCCUGAAGAAGUCGAUCGGCACAAUAUGUACUAGGUUAAUCGGGAUUAAAGGCGUCUUGAGAGCCGUUGAUGAUGAUGACCUCUUGAGCACCCAUAAUAUUUUGGUCACGCUUCUUAGAGUCAAGGGUCCUUUAGAAAGGGACUUGUCGGCUCCGAGAAUCAAAGAAACAAUUUCAGAUCAACAAUUCUAUCCUCAACCGCCGCCUGCCAAUGUCCAGUACUUCUGCGAUCCUUACUCGAGCCCACCAACCAACGGAGAAGCCAUUCAGAUGGCCCCACAAUUCGUGGUCCCUGCUGACACUAUGACUCAUGUUCCAGGUAAAUGACCUUGUGUUAGAAGAAAAAAUACGCCGCGAACGUUCAGAAUCUUACACGGAGUCGUCGACGACACCCCCAGACUUUUCCGAAGACGCGUUCGCCUGCAUUUACUCGACGGAUCUGGGCAAGCCGACCCCCGUCUCCUGGUAA
Molecule: messenger RNA, 3852 nt
Organism: Caenorhabditis sp. 36 PRJEB53466
Lineage: Eukaryota; Metazoa; Nematoda; Chromadorea; Rhabditida; Rhabditidae
Source: the annotation of a GenBank genome assembly